AGUAACUUUUAUGUUUUACCUAAACGGAGGGUUAGCACUAUCAUUAAAGGCGUUCCUGUUUAUUCGGAUUGGACCAUCAUUUCUAAUAACGAUAAAGAGCAGUUGUUAGCAUUCAUAAUAUCCAAAAGAGUACAACUGUAUACGCUUUUAUUGUAUAUCUAUGACCGCAACCAAAACAUUUCGCAAAAUGAUAUGGAAAUAUCGCCAUUUAUCAGUAAUUUUCAAAUGAUAAACAUUCAGGAACGGAUAGUUUUAUUAGCUCUGUUCGAAGUCAUGAAACUACAGGAUACUAUGGAAGGAAAAUUGAAGAUAUAUCGCUACAAUAUCGAUAAAACGAAAUUGGAACCUUAUCUCACAAUCAAUGGAAUUUAUAACUCAGUUAUGGUAGUUAUUGUAGAUGAUAAAAUGUUAUUGAUUACAGCCGAGAAAGAAUCAAAUCUAUUAGUUGUAUACAUGGUUGAACGUACUGAUUGCUCACUUUAUCAAAAAAUAUUCUUCGAUUCUUCCAUAAUUUCAGUGGAGAAUCCACCUAUCACAGACAAACCGACACUUCAAAUUCAAACUGGAGAUAUGAUGAUACAUAUAUAUAAAUAUUCGGCUCUAGAGGGUUGGAAACUGUAUUCUCGGGAUCGAGUAGAACAAUAAACGAGGUAAAAGUCCAUCUGUUAGUUAUCAUAUAAUAAGAAAAUUAAAAUAAAUCUAUGUCAUAAUUAUGCGUAUUAUACAAAAAAAAUAAAAUUUCGUUAUGCAUACAAUUCCAA
Wyeomyia smithii (pitcher-plant mosquito) is the source of this 761-nucleotide messenger RNA. RefSeq lists its product as uncharacterized. The transcript has 3 exons. NCBI's taxonomy places the organism in Eukaryota, Metazoa, Arthropoda, Insecta, Diptera, Culicidae. The record is from RefSeq and is a predicted model, not a curated record. Bases 193 to 645 code for a protein of 150 amino acids.